Messenger RNA from Miscanthus lutarioriparius, 831 nucleotides. Lineage: Eukaryota; Viridiplantae; Streptophyta; Magnoliopsida; Poales; Poaceae. The record is from the annotation of a GenBank genome assembly.
AUGGCCGCCGCGGGUCCCGGGCUCUACUCGGAGAUCGGGAAGAAGGCCAGAGAUCUCCUGUACAAGGACUACCACACGGACCAGAAGUUCACGCUCACCACCUACGCCGCCAACGGAGCUGCCAUUACUGCUGCAAGCACGAGGAAAGAUGAAGCUAUCAUUAAUGAAAUCCAGAGCCAGCUGAAGCACAACAAUGUGACUGUGGAUGUGAAAGCAACUUCAGAAUCAAAUUUGAUAACUACAAUCACAGUUCACGAGCUGGGCACACCAGGCCUGAAGGGAAUUUUAUGCAUUCCUUUCCCAUAUCAGAAAUCUGCAAAGGCUGAACUCCAGUACUUGCACCACCAUGCUGGCGUUGCUGCAAGUGUUGGCCUAAGUGCAAACCCUGUUGUUAACCUUUCUGGUGUAUUCGGAACUAAAACUAUUGCUGUUGGCGCUGAUGCUUCCUAUGAUACUUCAUCUGGGGACUUGACCAAAUACAAUGCUGGACUGAGCUACACUACUUCUGACUUUGUUGCUGCAGCGACUCUGAACCAAAAAGGAGACAACAUUGCUGCUUCCUACUACCACUUGGUGAGUCCAACCACAGCUGUUGGAGGAGAGCUGAGCCACAGCUUCUCGACCAACGCGAACACCAUCACCUUUGGGACGCAGCAUGCCCUGGACCCUCUGACCACUGUGAAGGCACGCUUCAACAACUAUGGCAUGGCAAGCGGACUGAUCCAACACGAGUGGAGGCCCAAGUCAUUGGUCACCCUCUCCGCAGAGGUGGACACCAAGGCAAUUGAGAAGAGCUCCAAGGUUGGGCUCUCCCUGGUCCUCAAGCCCUGA